GGAAGCGAGCGGGCAGCGGCGCGCGGGGCCGGGGCCGCGCGGGCAGGAUGGGGGACAGCGAUGACGAGUACGACCGGCGGCGCAGGGACAAAUUCCGGCGGGAGCGGAGCGACUACGACCGGUCCAGGGAGAGGGACGAGAGGAGGAGGGACGACUGGAGUGACCGGGACUGGGAGCGGGGCCGGGAGCGCCGCAGCCGGGAUUACCGGGACUACGACCGGACACGGCGGGAAAGGUUCUCCCCCCCCCGGCACGAGCUGAGCCCCCCCCAGAAACGGCUGCGCAGGGACUGGGAUGACCACGGCAGUGACCCCUACCACAGCGGCUACGAGCUGCCCUACAGCGGGGGCGGGGCCGGCCCCACCUACGGCCCCCCCCAGACGCCCUGGGGCCCCCACGAGAUGCAGCACCAGCUCCUGCAGCACCAGCUGCUGCCCAUCCAGGCCAGGCUGGGCACGAUCGCCGAGGUGGACCUGGGCCUGGCCCCGCCGGUGAUGAAGAGCUUCAAGGAGUUCCUGCUGUCGCUGGACGACGCCGUGGACGAGACGGAGGCGGUCAAGCGCUACAACGACUACAAGCUGGACUUCCGCCGGCAGCAGCUGCAGGAAUUCUUCCUGGCGCACAAGGACGAGGAGUGGUUCCGCUCCAAGUACCACCCGGAUGAGGCCGGGAAGCGGCAGCAGGAGGCCCAGGCCGCCCUCAGGAACCGCCUCGGGGUCUUCCUGUACCUGUGGGAGCAUGGCUGGUUCGACAACCUGCUCCUGGACAUCGACCGUGCCCCCCAGAUCAUCAAAACCCUCGAUGCAGCGGUGAUUAAGAUGGAGGGGGGAACAGAGCAUGACCUGCGGAUCCUGGAGCAGGAGGAGGAGGAGGAGCGGACAGAAAAGGCCGAAGGCCCCAAAAAGGAGGAGCCGCGGCCGCCAGAGCCCCCCGGAAGGGCCCCACUGAGCGCCCUGACGGCGACGACAGCGCCAAGGCCGAAGGGGCGGAGCCAGGGGCGGAGCCUGCGACAGGGGCAGGGCCGGAGGAGGAGGAGGAGGGGCCGGACAAGGGGCCCAAGGCCGAGGAAGGUGACAAGGAGGGCGGGGGCAAGGCGCGGGCCGCGUCAGCGCAGCCGGGACAGCGAGGACGGGGACAGUGACAGUGGGGACAGCGAGGGGGGGGCGCGGAGAGCCCAAAACAAGGACGAGGAGCCCAAGGAUGACAAAAGCCACCCUGAGGACGACGCCGGGACCCUUCCCCCUACGACCACCCCGUCCCCACCCCAAAAACCCAAGGAGGGGGUCCCGGGGGCAGCCCCGGGGGGGGUCCCGGACCCCAAACCCCGGCCCCUGCACAAAACCUGCUCUCUGUUCAUGCGGAACAUCGCCCCCAACAUCGCCCAGGCCGAGAUCGUGGCGCUGUGCAAGCGCUACCCCGGGUUCAUGCGCGUGGCACUGUCGGAGCCACAGCCCGAGAGGAGGUUCUUCAGGAGGGGCUGGGUGACCUUUGACCGCAGCGUGAACAUCAAGGAGAUCUGCUGGAGCCUGCAGAACAUCCGGCUCAGGGAGUGCGAGCUCAGCCCCGGCGUGAACCGGGACCUGACGCGCCGCGUCCGGAACGUGUCCGGCCUGACCCAGCACCGCCCCAUUGUCCGGCACGACAUCAAGCUGGCCGCCCGGCUGGUGCAGGCGCUGGACGCCCGCGCCCGGCUCUGGUCACCGCCAGGCACGGGCACGGCGGGACAGGAGCCGCCCGGGGACAGCGGGGACACCCACGGGGACACCGAGCCACCCCCUGCCACCGAGCCCGGGGCGCAGAACCCGGUGCUGCGGCACAUCACCGAUUACCUGAUCGAGGAGGUGAGCGCGGAGGAGGAGGAGCUGCUGGGCCAGGGCCAGGGCCAGGGCCAGGGCCAGGGCCAGGGUCCGGGGGCCACCCCCGCCGAGGACGCGGCGCGCGAGAGCCACCCGGCCGAGGUCACCGUGGAGCGCGACGAGAAGCUGCUCAAGGUGCUGGACCGGCUGCUGCUGUACCUGCGCAUCGUGCACUCCGUGGAUUACUACAACACCUCCGAGUACCCCAACGAGGACGAGAUGCCCAACAGGUGCGGGAUCAUCCACGUGCGGGGCCCGCUGCCCCCCAACCGUGUGUCCCACGGCGAAGUGUCCGAGUGGCAGCGCUUCGAGGCCCGGCUGGCCCCGCUGCUGGCCGGCCCCGGCGCUGUCCCCGAGGAGGAGGCGCUCAGGCUCGGCCGCAAGGACCCCGAGCAGGAGCUGGAGAAAUUCGUCAGCGCCAACACGCAGGAGCUGGGCAAAGACAAGUGGCUGUGUCCCCUCAGCGGCAAGAAGUUCAAGGGCCCCGAGUUCGUCCGCAAGCACAUCUUCAACAAGCACGGCGACAAGAUGGGCGCCGUCCGCAAGGAGGUUCUGUUCUUCAACAACUUCCUGAUGGACCCCAAGCGGCCGGCGCUGCCCGAGGGGGGCAAGGGCGGCCCCAACGCCGGCCCCAACGCCGGCCUGGCCCCGGGGGCGCUCCCGUACCCCCCCCAGUCCCCGCAGGGGUUGAUGCCCUAUGGGACCCCCCGGCCCCCCAUGCUGGGCUACGGAGGCUCCCACCCGUACCCCCCCGGGCCCUACGGGGGUCGCGGCAGCUACGAAACCUUCCGGGGCCAGGGGGGGGCCGGGGGGGGGUACCUGAACAAACCCCGCAGCAGGUGAGGGGAACCCCAAAAUGGGGCAAGAACCCGAAACUGGG
This is a messenger RNA of Corvus hawaiiensis (hawaiian crow), 2736 nucleotides long. RefSeq names its product serrate, RNA effector molecule (gene SRRT). The record is from RefSeq and is a predicted model, not a curated record. Gene Ontology annotation, molecular function: nucleic acid binding. Gene Ontology annotation, cellular component: nuclear body. Lineage: Eukaryota; Metazoa; Chordata; Aves; Passeriformes; Corvidae. Gene Ontology annotation, biological process: primary miRNA processing; mRNA processing.